Salvia miltiorrhiza (redroot sage) is the source of this 2130-nucleotide messenger RNA. RefSeq names its product chaperone protein dnaJ 13. NCBI's taxonomy places the organism in Eukaryota, Viridiplantae, Streptophyta, Magnoliopsida, Lamiales, Lamiaceae. The record is from RefSeq and is a predicted model, not a curated record. The coding region runs from base 351 to 1832 and encodes 493 amino acids. The transcript is spliced from 13 exons.
UUACCCAACGCCCAAGAAAGGCAAAAGAAAUGCGUCUUUUUUACAAGGAAUCUUCGGCACCCCUCUUAAUCAACAAAUUUAACUUCCAUAGUCUCUCUUCUUACUUGACUGUUUUUUUUUUGCCCUUUUUCUCCUAAAGCCCUUAAAACCCUUUUUCGCUCAAUGACUGAAAAAAAUGGUGAAACCAACAACAAACAGCUCUACGCUUUGCUUCACGUUUCGCCGGAAGCUUCCGAUGAAGAGAUUAGAAGGGCGUAUCGCCAAUGGGCCCAAGUUUAUCAUCCGGAUAAGCACCAAUCUCCUCAAGUACUGAAUGAAUAUCGUUUGAUGCGACUUAAUUCACUAAUUCAAUGAAGGAGAUUGCAACAGAGAACUUUCAACGAGUAUGUGAAGCUUAUGAGAUUUUAACAGAUGAAAAUAAAAGGAUCAUAUAUGAUAUCUAUGGCAUGGAGGGACUUAUUUCUGGCCUGGAGCUUGGCCCUAAACUUGAAAAAAUCGAUGAGAUCAAGGAAGAACUUGAAAGAUUGCGGCAUCAGAGAGAACAAGAAAAAGCCACACCCAAUAUCCGAUCAUCUGGUUCACUUUUGGCAAAUUUGUCAUGGCCUGAUCUUUUAGAUGGUGAUGGUUUUAUGAGAGGGAUGGCUAUGGCCACUGAAGUUCAAUCUCAAAUAUCUAAGCGCACUUCUCUUGAUAUUGGUGGUAAUUUGGCUGUUAACGAAAAUUCUGGUGGUGGUGCAGCAACUGCAAUCCUUAGGCAUCAUGUAUCUCAAGUUUCCUCUGUAGAAUUAAUGGGAUCUAUUGGCUUGCAAUCAUUGGUAGGAAUACAAAUUUCCCGCCAGUUAUCUGUUCAUUGUAAUGCAUCAACGGGCAUUACUGCGUCUUUGCGAGAUGGCUCUCUGAAUCUUUCCAACACCUGGACCCGUCAACUGUCAGAAACAACAAAUGGAAAUAUACAACUUUCUCUAGGUGAAGAGUCAUCUAUAGGUAUUGGCUGGAGAAAGAAAGAGCAAAAAGUGUCUGCUUCAGGAGAGAUAAAGAUAGGAACAAGCUCAUUUGGCGCAACUGCUAAUUUCACUCGCUUCUUUUCCUCUAAAUCACAUGGUCGAAUUGCUGGCACAGUUGGAAGUGAUGCACUUGCAGUUGAAAUUGGGGGUGGAAGAAAGAUAUCUAAGUUCAGUACUAUUCGAAUGUUAUACUCCAUUGGAGUUCAGGGGCUAAUCUGGAAAUUUGAAUUGCACCGCGGGGGACAAAAGUUGGUGAUUCCGAUAUUGUUGUCCAACCAUCUGAAUCCAGUCUUUGCAACCGGAGCAUUCAUUGUUCCAGUAUCACUGUACUUUACCCUCAAGAACUUUGUUUUCAAGCCUUAUUAUCUGAGACGGGAAAAGCAAAAGGCAUUUGAGAACAUAGAGAAGACUAAAAAUCAGGUUCAAGAGGCAGUGGCUGCAGCUAUGAAAGCCCAGCAGCUAUUGCAGAAUGUUGCCAAUAGGAAAAAGGCUAAGCAAGAAGAACUGGGUGGAUUGGUGGUUGUUCAGGCACUUUAUGGAAGUCAGAAAGCUAUAAUAAACAGACAUAAAUCAGAAGAAACAGGAGAUGAUGGAGUGGCUUCACAGAUCAUAGAUGUUACAGUACCACUAAAUUUUCUUGUUACCGAUUCUGGGCAACUCAAGCUACACGAAGGCGUGAAGAAAUCUGGAAUCAUGGGCUCUUGUGAUCCUUGUCCUGGAGAACCUAAACAGUUGUAUGUCAAGUAUACGUAUGGUGCAAACAGACAUGAGGUUACAAUUGGUGAUUACGAUGAGCUGCUAAUACCACAAGAAAGCCACAGAAUCUAAAAAGUGGGGAUAUAUACAUUGGGCCUUCAGUAUAACUUGAUAGGGAGUUACAGGCAAUGUCACCAUUGACCGCUGCGGCUAUUUGGCUUGCCAGUUUCACUGCAUUGCUGUUUCAUAUACCCUUUAUAGGUACCUUGUCUGCUUCUCCAAAAUUUUUGUUGGUAACUUUGGGUGCUACAUUUAUGUAUUUCUUCAUCAUUAUUUAUUUUACCAGAUUGACCCAAUAAACUAGUACAAGUUUGUGCUGUUAUUAUGGCAUUCUUAUUCUACGUGAUAUUGUUGUGUUUUCUUGGAGUAA